This is a messenger RNA of Diplodia corticola, 744 nucleotides long. RefSeq names its product marvel domain-containing protein 2. The transcript has 3 exons. Lineage: Eukaryota; Fungi; Ascomycota; Dothideomycetes; Botryosphaeriales; Botryosphaeriaceae. The record is from RefSeq and is a predicted model, not a curated record. The coding region runs from base 1 to 744 and encodes 247 amino acids.
AUGGCGCGCACCAGCAGAGUGCAGCCCACGCACUAUCCGCGCAUCACGUUCCACUCGCUGCGCAGCGCGCAGCUUCUCGCCGCCGCGGUGGUGACGUGCGUCCUGGCCUUCUUCGUCGACCAGCUUCACCGCGACGGCUACUCCAUCCCGUGGACCUUCCUCUUGCUCUUGACCGUCUCUGUCCUCACCCUUCUCUUUCUGUGCCUGACCCUGGUGCAGCACUGCUGCUGCGGCCUGAAUCCUCGGCUGAAUCUGCUGCUGAACUCUGGUCUUUUGGUCAUCUGGACCCUUGGAUUCGCGCUGCUGUCGUGGUGGUCGUCCGGGACGAUGGGCCACGUCUGCAACAAGGCCAAUUGGCACGACGACGACGGCAUCAUGAUAUGCCGCAUCUACAAGGCCUUGUUCUCUUUCUCGUUGCUUGGACUUGUAUCGACGCUCGCAGCCCUCCUCUUGGACAUCUACGUCUUCAAGCGGUCCACGCGUCGCGGCAAGUACAACCAGAUGCUGACGCUGGAUGUGAAGCGCGGCGCAUCAGCUCCGCAACAGUCGCCGUGGUCCACCAACGUCGAGGAGCCGUACGCCGAGCAGAGGCCUUUCGAAGACCAGCAGGAUAAGCGCGUUCGGAAGACGGCCAAGCAUACGGGGUAUGCGGUGCCGGAUGAGCAGUUUGCGUAUGAUGACACGGGGUAUUAUGGCGCCCAUGAUAGCGGCGUGGGCAGAGGUAAUCAUGGGGCGAUGCUUUGA